AUCGUCUUCUUCUUCAGCUCUUCACGCUUCUUCAUCUUUUCAAAGUUUUUUUCUUUUUUUUGUGCAAACUUAUUCAAGUUUCUAAACUAAGAAUUAUUGUAGAAGAACAAUCGGGUUUUGUUCCUCUUGUCUAACACAAUCUAAGGUUUGAUGGAUAAGUCACGGAUAAAGAAACCACGUUUAUCUCAAGAUUACAUAUCAGGGGUGAAAGGUUUUUUGGACUUUGCAUUUGGUACAUCAACAGCAACCAUGAUGAAAUGUCCAUGUAACUGUUGUUAUCUGUUGAAAUAUAAGUCGAGAGAAGAUAUUGAUGGUGAUUUGAUGCACUAUGGCUUUUUAAGUUCUUACACACAUUGGGUACUACACGGUGAGGAUAUAUGUGUCACAGGUAAUGCAAGAGUAGCUUAUGAUAUUGCUCCGGCUGAAGUAGAUUCAACUUCGACUCUCUUAAAUGAUCUUUUUCCAGAUAGUACUACAAAUAUUGAUGGUGGAUAUGAACCUGGAUCUUCUGAGCAACCUAUGGACACUGAUAUACCAUCAACUUCAAGUGGAAAUUGUGAAAAAGGAGAAGGUUUUGAUGAGUUGCUUGCUGACUUUAAUCAAGAGCUAUAUGCAGGAUGCACUAAGUUCACAAAGUUGUCUUUUAUAUUGAAGCUUUACCAUAUCAAAUGUAUGUGUGGAAUUACCGACAAGGGGAUAUCUUUGGUGCUUGAUUUGCUGAAAGAAGCAUUUACACAUGCCAAAUUGCCAACUUCAUUUAGUGACAUGAAAAGGGUUAUUCGCAAAUUAGGAUUGAACUAUGAGUCAAUUCAUGCAUGUCCAAAUGAUUGCAUGUUGUUUUGGGGGGAAGAUGCAGAAAGGAACAUCUGCAAAGUUUGUAAAGCAUCUCGUUGGAAAGAAAAGAUUAAGACAAAGAGUACAGGAUCUGCUGGGUCUGCAACACUUGAUGGGUCUGCAACACCUGACGGGUCUGCAACACCUGCUGGGUCUGCAACAUCUACUGGAUCUGCAGGAUCAAAGAAGAGAAAAAGUAAAGCUCCUGCAAAGGUUUUGCGUUAUUUUCCUCUAAAGCCACAACUACAACGUUUAUUCAUGUCAUCAAAAACUGCUACCCACAUGAGAUGGCAUGCAACAGCUAGUAACAAUGAUGGUAAGCUUCGACAUCCAAGAGACGGAGAGGCUUGGAAGGCAUUUGAUCAAAGAUAUCCUGAAUUUGCAUCUGAUCCAAGAAAUGUCAGACUAGGUUUGGCGACUGAUGGUUUUAACCCCUUUGGUACAAUGAGUGUUAGUUAUAGCAUAUGGCCAGUGAUAUUAUUUCCUUAUAAUUUUCCUCCAUGGAUGUCAAUGAAGCAAACAUCAAUGAUUCUCUCUAUGGUUAUCCCUGGAAAGCACAUGCCUGGUAAUGAUAUUGAUGUCUACUUGCAACCACUUAUAAAAGAGUUGAAGGAAUUGUGGUCUGUUGGGGUUAAGACGCAAGAUGCUUCCACAAACCAAACAUUUAACAUGCGAGCAGCUAUCAUGUGGACAAUUAGUGAUUUUCCUGGUCUUGGAAAUUUGUCGGGUUGGAAUACAUAUACUACAUCAGCUUGUCCAAACUGCAAUUUUGAUGCCACUGGACAACGUUUACAGCAUGGGAAAAAAAACUGUUUUAUGGGUCAUCGUCGGUUUCUUCCUCAAGAUCAUAACUUUCGUCAAAAUAAAAAUAAUUUUGACGGAAAGAUAGAAACCAGAUCUCCACCAGUUAUAUUGACAGGUACUGCAAUUAUUCAUCAACUAGAACAAGUUAAUGUCACUCUAGGUAAGAACCAUGGUUUACUUAGAGUUGGAAAGAAAAGAGGUCGAAGUGGUACUGCUACAGGAAGUAGUACUCAGCAAUGGAAAAAAAAAAGUAUAUUUUUCGAGUUGUCUUAUUGGGAAUUCAUUAAGCUGCAGCAUAACUUAGAUGUCAUGCACAUAGAGAGGAAUGUGUUUGACAAUCUAGUUUACACAUUUUUGGAUGACAAAAAAAAAUCGAAAGAUAAUCUGAGUGCUAGAAAAGAUCUCUGUGAGCUAGGUAUACGUUCUGAGUUGUGGCCUGAUGAUAAUGGGAAGUAUAAAGCAGGAAGUUACACUUUGGAAAAUGAGGGGAAAGACAUUUUUUUAAGUGUCUUAAAGAAUGUAAAAUUCCCUGACGGUUAUGCUUCUAAUUUAUCAAGUUGUGCUGAUGUUAAUGGUCGAAAGCUAUCAGGCUUAAAAAGCCAUGACUGUCAUGUGAUAAUGAGAGACUUAUUGAUAGUCGCAAUUCAGAAUCUGCUACCAGCUGAUGUUACAUCAGCCGUUCUCGAGCUUUGUCAUUUUUUCAGAGAUAUAUCUGCAAGGGUUCUUGAUGUCGAUGAGCUUGAUAAAUUACAAGACCGUAUUGUACUGGCUUUAUGUCGUAUGGAGAUGCUUUUUCCUCCAUCAUUUUUAACAGUGAUGGUACAUUUAGUAGUACAUCUUACAGAAGAAGCAAAACUUGGUGGACCAGUUCCAUAUCGCUGGAUGUAUCCGAUUGAGAGGACUCUAGGGCACUUCAAAUCAUAUGUUCGGAAUCGCGCUAAACCUGAAGGUUCUAUAUGUGAGCAAUAUUUAGCUGAUGAGUGUAUAACGUUUUGCUCCAUGUAUCUCAAUGAUAUAGAGACUCGAUUUACUCGAUAUGGACGUGUUGAUGAUCGACCUCUACCUCAUACUAGUAUAAGACCGAAUUCAGAACUUCCAUUAAUUUUUCCAAACCUUGGAAGAUUUGUUGGAGCUGGUCAGGUUUAUACUCUUACUCAUGUAGACUGGCAGCAAGCACAUCGACAUAUAUUGGUCAAUUGUAAACUACUUGAUCACUUACGAGAGAUGUAUAAAAGUGAGCUGUGGAGUAAACCAUCUCAUCAGAGCAAGAGGAAUCGUGCUAUUGACAUUGACAGAGAAAUGCAUCUUAAUUUUGCAAAAUGGAUCAAACAGAAAGUAGAGGUAAAUGAUUUUGACGAGAUAACCGAUGAUUUACGAUGCUUAGCUUUGGGUCCAUCUGAAUAAGUUGUGAAGUAUACUGGUUACAAUGUCAAUGGUUUAAAAUUCCGGACCAUAGAAAGAGAUGUUGACCUGAAAACCCAGAAUAGUGGUGUUUAUUUAGCGGCUGAGACUAUGAGCUAUGCCAGCUCUCGUGAUCCUAACCCAAUAACAGGAACAGUAGCUUAUUAUGGAAAUCUGGUUGAAGUUAUAGAGUUAAACUACUAUGAAGUUUUCAAAGUUGUUCUGUUCAAGUGCAAAUGGGCUGAUACUCGUACAGAGCGAGGAUAUAAAAUGGAUGCAUAUGAUCAUCCUAUGGUGAAUUUUUCACGUUUGUUACAUACGGGAGAUAAAGAAGAGGAUGAGCCAUACAUAUUGGCUUCUCAAGCAAAGAUGGUGUAUUAUGUACUUCAUCCUUGCCAAGAAGAUUGGAAUAUUGCAGUUCAUGUUCAGCCUAGAGAUGUUUAUGAUAUGGGCGAUUUAGAUGAUGAUGCUUAAGCAAACUUUUGUUUUAAUUUUCCUAA
This is a messenger RNA of Camelina sativa (false flax), 3539 nucleotides long. RefSeq lists its product as uncharacterized. Lineage: Eukaryota; Viridiplantae; Streptophyta; Magnoliopsida; Brassicales; Brassicaceae. The record is from RefSeq and is a predicted model, not a curated record.